AUGAGUGAAAAUGACGGGGAUCUUCAGCGAGACGGGCCGGAGGCAGCCAAGCCCUGCGGGGCCAUUUCGAACUUUUUCAUGAGGGAAGCUUCUCCUCCGGGCUGCGACCAGGAAUUGUCCCAUCCGAGGUCAGACCUUCUCUCCCCAGCGACGGGGCCAGGGAGAACUUCUCGCUGUGGCUUCCGGAAGCGUAAGGAGACUGUGGUGCACCAACGAGCAUUCAUGGGAGAGAAGCCCUACAUCUGCAUUGAGUGCGGGCAGAGCUUCAACCGCAGCUCCGACCUGAUCCGCCACCAGAGGAUCCACACUGGGGAGAAGCCGUACAUGUGUGCUGACUGCGGCAAGAGCUUCAGCCGCCGCUCGCACCUCAUCCAGCACCAGCGCGUCCACACAGGUGAGAGGCCAUACCAAUGCAAGGACUGCGGGAAGAGCUUCAGCCAGAGCACUCACCUGGUGCAGCACCAGCGUAACCACACUGGUGAGAGGCCUUAUGUCUGUGCCAAGUGUGGGAGGAACUUCUACCAGAACUCAGGCCUGCUCCGCCAUGCCAACUUUCACACGGGCGAGAAACCCUACAAGUGCCCCCAGUGUGGGAAGCGCUUCAGUGACAGCUCCAACCUCAUUGCCCACCAGCGGCUCCACACGGGUGAGAAGCCCUACAAGUGCGCUGACUGCAAUAAGUGCUUCAGUGAG
Phaethon lepturus (White-tailed tropicbird) is the source of this 693-nucleotide messenger RNA. Its product is annotated as zinc finger protein 271-like. The transcript has a single exon. The record is from RefSeq and is a predicted model, not a curated record. Lineage: Eukaryota; Metazoa; Chordata; Aves; Phaethontiformes; Phaethontidae. The annotation marks the transcript as partial.